Messenger RNA from Eptesicus fuscus (big brown bat), 996 nucleotides. RefSeq names its product docking protein 6 (gene DOK6). Gene Ontology annotation, biological process: positive regulation of MAPK cascade; cell surface receptor protein tyrosine kinase signaling pathway. Gene Ontology annotation, cellular component: cytoplasm. NCBI's taxonomy places the organism in Eukaryota, Metazoa, Chordata, Mammalia, Chiroptera, Vespertilionidae. The transcript has 8 exons. Bases 1 to 996 code for a protein of 331 amino acids. The record is from RefSeq and is a predicted model, not a curated record.
AUGGCCUCCAACUUUAACGACAUAGUCAAGCAGGGCUACGUGAAAAUCCGCAGCAGGAAGCUGGGGAUUUUCAGACGAUGCUGGUUGGUUUUCAAAAAGGCUUCCAGUAAAGGACCCAGAAGGCUAGAAAAAUUUCCAGACGAAAAGGCAGCAUAUUUCAGAAACUUCCAUAAAGUAACUGAACUGCACAACAUCAAAAAUAUAACCAGGCUGCCUCGAGAAACAAAGAAGCAUGCCGUGGCAAUUAUCUUUCAUGAUGAAACCUCCAAGACAUUUGCCUGCGAGUCAGAGCUGGAGGCCGAGGAGUGGUGCAAGCAUCUCUGUAUGGAGUGUCUGGGGACCAGGCUGAAUGACAUCAGCCUUGGGGAACCUGACCUUCUGGCAGCAGGAGUGCAACGAGAACAGAAUGAGCGGUUCAAUGUGUAUCUGAUGCCUACACCAAAUCUGGAUAUUUACGGCGAAUGCACAAUGCAGAUCACUCAUGAGAAUAUCUAUCUCUGGGAUAUCCACAAUGCCAAGGUCAAACUGGUGAUGUGGCCUCUCAGCAGCCUGAGGAGAUACGGGCGGGACUCCACAUGGUUCACCUUUGAGUCAGGAAGAAUGUGUGACACGGGUGAAGGACUAUUCACUUUUCAAACAAGGGAAGGAGAAAUGAUCUAUCAGAAGGUCCAUUCUGCAACACUUGCCAUAGCUGAGCAACAUGAAAGAUUAAUGCUAGAAAUGGAGCAGAAGGCCCGGCUUCAGACAAGCUUGACUGAGCCAAUGACGUUAUCCAAAUCAAUAUCUCUUCCUCGUAGCGCGUACUGGCAUCACAUCACCCGUCAGAACAGCGUUGGUGAGAUCUACAGUUUGCAAGGUCACGGGUUUGGUUCCUCAAAGAUGUCACGCGCACAGACCUUUCCCAGCUACGCCCCAGAGCAGAGCGAAGAGACUCAGCAGUCCUUGUCCAGGUCCAGCAGCUAUGGAUUCAGCUACAGCUCCAGCCUCAUCCAAUGA